AUGCCACCCAAACGCAAAACUGGGCCUGAGAAUGGGCCAACCUUUAUCUACGAGACACCCGGUACAAGAAAACGCGCAAAGCGGCGGGUUUUCGAACCUCUAACCACGGAGCAGUUGCACCAAAGACAAGCGGAACUCCAGCUUGAACGCGAGCAGAAGUCAGCUAGCAACGCGCACGUACAUGCCGAGGAGAAGCAGAUUCAAGAGGACAAGGUGCAACAGAAUACUGCUGCGCGCAUUCAACGGAUUGUUGCCGGCAUGAAAGACGAGGGAAUACACACUCUCCAUGAGUUCCUUGUUUCUCUGUUCAGCACUCGAGAUCAGCACCUCGCACGGCACGUCUCCCACCUGCUCGGUACCCACGGGUUCAAGAUUCUCGAUGCCAUGCGGACCCGACGACCCGACAUAGUUGUGCCAUGGGCGAUCGACGAGGUCGUCGACAUUAUCCGCUCUGAAGGUCGCAAGCUUCGUGAUCUGUUGCAGCCCGACCACAAGAAACCGAUUGCCCAGCGCCUAAACGAAUUCUCGCUCAAUCAGAAACUUGAACAGGCCACAGAGCUCGCCCCGACUACAGUGCGACUCCUACGGGAGAUAGGAAACAGUGAACGGAAAGAGCCAUCCUCACCCGAGAAUCGGUCGCGUCGCAAUGUCGAUUUAGUGAGUAUUCACCUAAAGCAAGGUCCCGCAAGCUCCGUCUUAUGA
Punctularia strigosozonata HHB-11173 SS5 is the source of this 702-nucleotide messenger RNA. RefSeq lists its product as uncharacterized. The transcript has a single exon. NCBI's taxonomy places the organism in Eukaryota, Fungi, Basidiomycota, Agaricomycetes, Corticiales, Punctulariaceae. The record is from RefSeq and is a predicted model, not a curated record. Bases 1 to 702 code for a protein of 233 amino acids.